Clonostachys rhizophaga is the source of this 4866-nucleotide messenger RNA. The record is from the annotation of a GenBank genome assembly. Lineage: Eukaryota; Fungi; Ascomycota; Sordariomycetes; Hypocreales; Bionectriaceae.
AUGGCAGAACAAAGCUCAUCCCUUCUAUGCUGCAUAUGCAUUCAAACAAAACCCUCGGACGAGUUUACACCCAAUUUCCCUGAACCCGUUUGCAAGGACUGCGAACCAUAUGGUGAUCUCUCCUGGGUUCUCAGAACUCACCAGGUUGCGCUGGACAAGGCCAAACGGCUCCGACAGAGUCUCCUCAACAAGGCGCAGAAGAUCAGACGAAUUCCUCAGCCACAGUACGAUGUCAAGGUAUCGCAGAAUGCCGAAUUCCUCCGGCUUCUAAUUCGCCACAUGGACCGUUGGUUGAAGCGUUUCGAAGCAGACUUUCUGGAUUCGAAGACAUUGCUGUCCAAACAUUGCGAGUUUUCUUCCGACAGAGACACGCUUGACCGGGGCUACGUUACAGAUGGGCAUCUGGUCUUACUUCAGAUAAUGAAGGAAACUUAUGCCUAUAAACAACGAUGGGACGAGUUGUUACGCAACAAUCAAGAACCAGAUGACCUAAAUCCUCCAGAGUUCACCACGGAAAUGCUCGUGGAUAUUAUAAAGAGAUGCCCUGUUAUCCAAUAUCGCUCAGAACGGUAUAAUGAGAGGGAACUCGCAGGGCCCAAGCGAACUAAGAGCUACUAUGAUGAUACAUGGCUGCUGGAGAACGUUGGAAAUCGAUUUCUUGUCUUCAGCAGCGAGCGAGUACUGUCGUUUAAGCCCAGACCGGUUAAGCUGAGGCACGGUCCAGUUUCGGCGGUCAUCACGAGGGAGGACCUUAACCCUGAGCCCGGGCAAGAUCUUACUGGUUUCUUCCGCAUGAAGCGAAAAAGAACAAAGCAACAAACAAGCCUGAUAAUCUUCGCAGCACUCCCUUAUGCUAUGAGAGUUAAUUACGUGCUGCAAAGGGCUCAUAGUGAUAUUUUUGCUGUAUUGAGUAUGCUGCCUCUGAGUCAGCUAGGGUGGGCUUACGAAUACCGAUAUAAGCUUGCGGAUCGAGUAUGGACAAGGCGUAUCAUUAAAGAGGACAUGGGUGACGACGAUCGCAAUAUUCUAGCCCGCAUAAGUGACUUUUGGACGGAUAGGCCCGACCCUGAACACAGUCUUGACGAGGAAAACGCGUCUUCCGGAGAUGACGAUAUAGACGAAGUGUCUAGCGACCUGGAUUCUGGGGAUGCUGUCCACAGUGUCCAGUGGCCACGACUCCAUUAUGUAGACAAAUAUCCAGACAUAUGGUCCAAUACGAAAGAUCUUCUUGGAGAUCAUACAGAGUUCUUUCAGCUUCUUGUCGACGCGAAAACUAAGGGAUGUCCGAUAGGCCGCACGAUAUUAGAGCCCAUUAUACAACUUGCUUCUCGCGGUAAAGUUCAGAGGCAAGACAACUGUACCGGGGUAGUUGUAUCGGACCUCAUCUCACUACUGCCCGGCCGCCCGGUAACUAGGUUUUUGUUGCACGAUGCGAUCGAGGCUGCAUGCCGCUUGAGCUCAGAGUACUGUGUGGUCUCUCCAAGCGCUAUCGACAACUUCCUAAUUGGAAACCUACGGCCUAUUGAGUCCUUUUUCAAAGCCGAUAUACCAGAUGGCCAGUCGCAGCCCCCAGCUGUCUUUUUCCUCCUUCCGCCUGAUGAAUAUCCUCAAGAGUUGGCGGUAACUGCCCUGACUACAACCUAUGCUAGCACUAUUAUUAUCGGUAUUAAAAACCGAGGCAUAGGCAAACAAUCUACUUUCGAGGUAAUUCUAGAGCAGAUCUGGAAAGGACUCUUCACGAGUGAGCGCGAGAUUGCCCGCCGGUUUAUGUAUCUGGAGCUCGAUGGGAGGCCUAAGCCAGAAGUCUCAUCCUUGCUGAUCAGGUCCGCUCUCGAAAUCAGCCUACUGCGCAACAUACCAGACUAUUUCGAGCUGGCUGCUGGUCGUAAGAAUGAUAAGCACAAGCGCUUGAGGAUUGAGCGUUGGGUUAAGAAGGAAGGAUCAUCGAAUACCUUCCGUGCCCGAGCUGCAAAAGAAAUCUGCAGACACUCCGGCUCAUUCGGCCCUCUUCUGUUGCCAGGGCAAGCUGAUCCAAGUGUUCGAUCGGAAAAAUUGACGUCGGAUGAUGAGGAGUCCUCGAAAGACAGCGAGCCUAGCGACGAAGAUGAUAGCUUGGAUCUACAGGAAGAUGGCACUGCAUUGGACUUCGAUGCUAUCGCCACAGAGUUCAACAAUUUCGACAUGAGUGAUGUGGCCCGAGUGGAGGAACUUGCCUGCCUUGCAUUUGAAAGAGACCCAGGUCGGAGACCUCACUUUACGAUAUCGAGCAAAGACGAGUUGGACAUUUUGCAUUCACCGGAUAGUCCAGACUCACGUACAAGGGGUCAGGAGCACCAGAUGAAGCUGACCCGGUUAAACUUCUUCCGGCAUAUUCUAUCGAAUAUCGCCAAAUUAAGCCUCGUUUCGUACACCCCCAACUUCCGCAGGGCCUAUAGCAUGCCCAUAUUCAAUGAUUCCGCUUGGCCUCUGUUUAUGGCUGCGAAUUCGUCGGAGGAAGGUAUCGAUCGCCUCUUGGCCUUGAUGACCGAUUUCUCGUUUCACGAUAAGGCCAUCCAGUACAUCCUUGGCCGAGAAACGUGGCCGAAAACAAUGUUCGACACGCUCCCUAAGGUCGAGAUCAGCCAGCCGAAAGCAAUGUCUAUGAAUUAUGGGCAGUACCUGGGCAUAGCUCCGAUGCCCUGCGGAGACUAUUGGUUUUAUGCCGGAAGCGCAACUCAGAAGAUACCUAGUUUCGACACCUCUACAGGUAUGGCUGCUAGGAUGUUCCAUGGCCACCAGGCCAUUCUCGAGAAAGGUCAGGAUUGGAUCGAAAAUGCGAGGAGUAAGGGAUCCUGCAGAGUAUUUUUAAUACAUGAGAAGAUGGCUGCCUCCGACAGACCGUUCUUCGUCUCGAUGCUUGACUAUCCACAGCAGAAGACGUCACGACUGGACAGCUGGAGCCUGUCCAGAUCCUCCGACAGUCCCACAGAACAACUCAACACCCUUUUGAAGGAGCACUGGGAGAAGACUGGCUCAAAUGCCCUGACUGACGCACAGAUCAAAAGUAUUUGCAACCGAAUGGAUUGGAAGAUCAGAGCUAAAAAACUUGUGGAGAGAAGUUACCAAUCUUUCCUUCUGGCACGCGGCCAAGUUUACGACUAUGCCAAGCCAAGUCCAUUGAAGGUGUGCAGCUACCUGUGGUCUGCGAUAGUCCAGUCUAUCGAGGAGGCUGGUACAGAGUUGGUGGAAAAGGACGGAGCUUAUGAUCUGGACUUUCGAAGUCUCAAUCUCAGCCGAGUAUCACAAAUAGCGACUGAGGCGGCCCCGCCGGAUAUGAAGAACUACUUUACAAAGAGCCGUUGCUAUUUGCUCUUGAAUAAUACCGAAAAGUUCUCUCGUGGCAAGCUGCUCCGUGACUUUUUCCUCUUACCGAGCAAUUGGAUCCAACUGCAACAAGGCCACUUAAACAUUGACAACAUCCGAAGCCAUCUGCAAGAGGCAAUAUCCAUCAGGCGCAGGAUAACAGAUAUUACCCACCGCAUUAUCUACAAGGCUCUAAAUGAUCGCCAUCUGGUAGAGAUUAAGAGCGAUAAUUCGGUAUGGGUAACUGCGAAGUCAGUCUUUGAUAGCCCGGAGCUUGUUGCACUUGCUGUGCAACAGCUCCAGGUUGACACGCACAUAGCUAAGGAUGUGCAUGUUACGAGGGAAGCAUGGAGUAGCAUUCGGCUGGAGUAUAUUAUUGGCAAAGCUAUAUCAAAGGCAUUGCAAACUCUUCGGCGCUCGGGUCUGCCCCUAAGAGAAUGGAAGGCCUGGUCCCAUUUGACGGAAGUCGAGAGCGGAUGGAUCAGCGAUUAUGGACAAGUACAGCCGAAGGGAAAAGUGAAAGUGCAGCCUGAUAUGAGUUCCUCCUACAGCGUGUCAGGUCCCGCGAUGUCCAUGAUCGAAGAGGUGGCCGAUCUAUCUGCAGAGGAAUUCGAGAUCCUGAGGAGGAUGCUUGCGCAGUCAGUGCGGUCCACCGAUGAGAUCUCUGGCGAACUACCACGAUUACCUCAACCGCUACCGGAGAAUGAUAAAGCUGUUAAUAAUGGGUUCUUCCAGGUCCUGGAUCGUGAUGGUCAACAUCACAAGAGCAAGAUCUUCAAGAUCACUAGUCGUCCUCGCGUACAAAAGACCAGCAAAACGCAACUACCGGGGACAGCAGACUAUCUAGAGGGCUGGGAGAUUAUUCCCACUGAGUCACAAAACCUUGAAUGUGGUCUCUUUGCUCUGGUGCACAGCUUGGAGCACCAGAUGCCGAACUUGCCGAUACCUAUAAUAUCGGUCCUCAGAGAUAUCAUAAACGGGCCAUUCAUUACUGGCCGAGCCCUUGAAGCGAGUGUCGUCCACAACACCAACCACUUCACAGUCGACCAAAUCGCUGCCGCGCUGAUGAUCUGGGGGGACUCUAUAGACACAGCGCUGCAACUAGGAGUCAUCACCCCGACUCAGCCGCCAUGGGUGGUAUUCGCUGAGUCCGGCCGCAGCACCCUGUGGAUUUUCAGUAACGAUGCUGAGGCAUCUGGAACUGCCACGAUAAGUCACUACUCAGGCCUAAAGCCCCGUAUUAUCGCCGACAGCCAGCCGCAACUGGCCAUAGAGUCCUCAUUAUUUGUGACAGAGCAAGUAGAUUCUCAGCUACCACCGGCAGGGGACAGAAACCCUCUACCAUUACCGAAAGUGGGAGUGAACUCGAAGAAGAAAAGUGCGUCCACACAGCUCGGAAUACAUGCAAGCGACUUCCCCAGCGAGCGGGAGUGUCCAAGAUCGCACACAUCAGGAAUUGUCCGGGUCGAUGUGAUGCAUGCCAGAGGAACGAGCGGCCAUGCGAAAAGAGCAAUCCGUCCGUGA